UUGUCAGUCAAAACUGUCUUCUCGUAGUAAUGUUGCAGCAUCAGCGAGAUGUGAGAAUCAAUCUGUUCGCUGUUCUUCAAAUUCAAGGCCCUGGCAUGACAGUCACAUCGCGUUUAUUCAACUAGAAAUUCUUACCAAUGGAUGCUGGUGGGCGUGUUUAUCACAGGUGUCACUCAAACCGCCGUAUCCAAUCCGAAUCCCAAUCUGGCUUUGUAAUUUACGUUUUUCUUACGCCCCCUUCCACGUCGACUUGCCCUAUCGCCAUAUUUCAACUCGUUGCAUCAAAAAAGGGAUAGUGAAGCCGGUUAAAUAAGUUAGAUAAAAAGCUAGUUUAAACCAGGAAAAAGUUAACAGGAGACUUUAAGUCAUUUUCACCGGUGUCAAAAGAAGGCAUCAGCUCUAGCAAUGAACAUCUUCAGGUUAACGGGAGACCUCUCUCACUUGGCAGCUAUCAUCAUUCUCCUGCUCAAAAUAUGGAAAACCAGGUCAUGUGCUGGUAUCUCUGGGAAGAGCCAGAUCCUGUUUGCUUUGGUCUUCACUACUCGUUACCUGGACCUCCUCACCUCCUUCAUUUCCCUCUACAACACCACCAUGAAGGUGAUCUACAUUGGUUGUGCCUACGCCACUGUCUACCUGAUCUACAUGAAGUUCAAGGCCACCUAUGAUGGGAACCAUGACAGCUUCCGAAUGGAAUUCCUGGUGGUUCCUGUAGGGGGCCUCGCGUGCCUGGUCAACCAUGACUUCUCUUUCCUAGAGAUCCUGUGGACAUUCUCCAUCUACCUGGAGUCGGUGGCCAUCCUGCCCCAGCUCUUCAUGAUCAGUAAGACGGGCGAGGCGGAGACCAUCACCACCCACUACCUGUUUUUCCUGGGUCUCUACCGGGCCCUGUACCUCUUCAACUGGAUCUGGCGCUUUUACUUCGAGGGUUUCUUCGACAUGAUCGCCAUUGUGGCCGGCAUGGUGCAGACUAUCCUCUACUGCGACUUCUUCUACCUUUAUGUCACCAAAGUGCUGAAAGGAAAGAAGCUGAGCCUGCCAGCAUGAGAGGUUCAGACGGAGACCCCGUGUCUUCCAGCAGACUCAGGGUGCGUGGAGAUGACAUCACGGAACCCCGCCGAGCAAGAUGUCUGAGAGACAGAGCGACUCAAGGGGGAAAACACUAGUCUUCUUCAUGAAUAACUUUGAACUGGUAAACAACAAAUGGCUCAAACUGAAUGAGAGGUCAUCCCAGGUCUUCACGCAGUCAUCAGAUAUCUAUUUUUAGCAUAUUGCCUUACCUUUUCUCAUUGCUGUUCAAAAAAUAGACAUGUGAGGUGUGCUCUUUGAUGGCUCAAUAUGCAUUGUAUUGAUUAGGGUUGACUCAAUACAAAGUACCAUGCCAAACUUCAAAAUGAAAUAUAAAAAUGUAGUCUUUAUGAUUAAGAUGGAAACGAUGUGUCAAGGAGUAUUAAUGUAAUGAUUUUAUGUCUUGCUAUUUUUUCAUACAUUGUUUUUGCAUGACUGUACCCCAUUGGCCAAUUUAUUAUUCACAACUACAUUUACUUGUGUUUUGUAGGUGCUCUUUCAUUUGGAUAUCCCAGUUUGCACUCCUCUCUUGAAAAAGUUAUCCUGCAAAGCCCACUUCUGGGUUCUUGUGUUUAUAUAACCCUUUGCCCAAUAUAUAUAUAUUUUUCCAGUUGCCCUUUUUGACAUUUUUGGUAAAAUUCCCUUCAAUCCAGUUGACCCAUUGAAAUAUACAUGAUAUUCUAGAACGGUGUUCAGGAGGAAUGCGUGUGAGAUAUGGUGUUUGGUAUAAAUGCAUUUGAGUUAAAUGUUGAGAUUUGACCCAUUUUCCCAGCUAAGUAAACCCCCAUAGUCUUUUCAUUUGUCAUUCCUAUAGCUUCUUUUGUUUUAAGUUGCAUGAUCACUGUGAUACAACUUCGCCUCCAAUAAACUUUUUAUGAAAAAGCA
Oncorhynchus kisutch (coho salmon) is the source of this 1950-nucleotide messenger RNA. Its product is annotated as ER lumen protein-retaining receptor 2. Gene Ontology annotation, biological process: protein retention in ER lumen. Gene Ontology annotation, molecular function: ER lumen protein retrieval receptor activity. The coding region runs from base 406 to 1044 and encodes 212 amino acids. The transcript has 5 exons. Gene Ontology annotation, cellular component: membrane. NCBI's taxonomy places the organism in Eukaryota, Metazoa, Chordata, Actinopteri, Salmoniformes, Salmonidae. The record is from RefSeq and is a predicted model, not a curated record.